Molecule: messenger RNA, 1473 nt
Organism: Phycodurus eques (leafy seadragon)
Lineage: Eukaryota; Metazoa; Chordata; Actinopteri; Syngnathiformes; Syngnathidae
Gene: htr3a
Product: 5-hydroxytryptamine (serotonin) receptor 3A
Exons: 9
Coding region: 1-1473 (490 amino acids)
Biological process (GO): nervous system process; monoatomic ion transmembrane transport; chemical synaptic transmission
Cellular component (GO): postsynaptic membrane; synapse; neuron projection
Molecular function (GO): extracellular ligand-gated monoatomic ion channel activity; neurotransmitter receptor activity; transmembrane signaling receptor activity
Source: RefSeq, a predicted model, not a curated record
AUGAGACCACCAUCAGCCUGGACUUCACUGGUUCUCUUCUUUGUUAUUCAGGGGACAUGUCGAGCUUGCACAGUGAAGAAAUUGGGCGGCAGCACCGGCCGAUUCGCCAACGCCACAUUGGUACGUCUCUCCGAGUUUUUGAGCGCGGGCUACAAGAAAGGGGUGCGACCGGUCAAAGACUGGCGGACGUCCACCCUGGUUGCCAUCGACCUGAUGGUUUACUCCAUCCUCAAUGUGGAUGAGAAGAACCAGGUUUUGACAACAUAUGUGUGGUACAGACAGUCCUGGACAGAUGAAUUCCUCGUCUGGAAUCCCGAUGACUUCGACGAGGUCAAACAAGUUUCCAUACCAACCGCCAACGUGUGGGUGCCGGACAUCCUCAUCAAUGAGUUCGUCGACGUGGGGAAGUCUCCUGACAUACCGUACGUUUAUGUGACCCACGACGGGUUGGUGCGCAACUAUAAACCCAUCCAGGUGGUCACCGCCUGCACGCUCAACAUCUACAACUUCCCAUUUGACGUGCAGAAAUGCAGCCUGACAUUCCAGAGCUGGCUCCAUACAAUUGAUGACAUCAACAUCACGUUGAUGCGCAGCCCCGAGGAGCUGAGGGAGGACAAGAGCGUCUUCAUGAACCAAGGAGAGUGGGAGCUGCUGCACAUUCUGUCCAACUACAAAAUCUUCAGUGUGGACAACGAUGACUAUUAUGCCGAGAUGAAGUUCCAUGUUGUGAUCCGUCGGCGGCCGUUAUUCUACACGGUCAACCUGUUGCUGCCCAGCAUCUUCCUCAUGGUGAUGGACAUCGUGGGCUUCUAUCUGCCACCUGACAGUGGCGAGAGAGUUUCCUUCAAGAUCACCUUGCUGCUGGGAUACUCCGUCUUCCUCAUCAUUGUGUCCGACACUUUGCCCGCCACCGCCAUUGGAACGCCACUGAUAGGCGUGUAUUUCGUGGUUUGCAUGGCGCUCCUGGUGAUCAGCUUGACGGAAACGGUGCUGAUUGUGCGUCUGGUCCACAAGCAGGACCUGCAGCCCCCGGUGCCCCACUGGUUGAGGUACCUGGUUCUGGAGAGAGCUCCGGCCCUCUUCUGCAUUUACAAGAAGCACCGGCUGUGCUCCAGACUGUCCUCACAAGACUCCAAUAUGGAUGACUACAAGGACAACAAUUAUGGGACUGCUCAGUGUACGCUCCAUCACACCUGCGAGAUCGGCCGGCAGCACGAGAGGGAGGCGGCCCUGCUGGGUCGGGCCCUGCCGCCCUCCAGGGACCCGUCGUCGCCCGUCGUGAGCAACAUCCUGCAAGAGGUCACGGCGAUACGCAACUUCCUGGAGAAACGGGAUCGUGGCAACGAGGUGGCCAAGGAGUGGCUGCAGGUGGGCUACGUUCUGGACGUGCUGCUGUUCAGGGUCUACCUGGUGGCCGUGGUAGCCUACAGCAUCACGCUGGGGACGCUGUGGUCCGUCUGGCAGGUGGCCUGA